Molecule: messenger RNA, 675 nt
Organism: Triticum turgidum subsp. durum (durum wheat)
Lineage: Eukaryota; Viridiplantae; Streptophyta; Magnoliopsida; Poales; Poaceae
Source: the annotation of a GenBank genome assembly
AUGGCGUCGACGGCCGUGGCAGACGCGAACGCCGGGGGAUUCGGUGUCGGGCAGGUCCUCGACGGCUCCAACCCGGCCAUCGUCCGGCUCCGGCAGCUCGUCGACGGGCCCCAGUCCUCAGAGGGGUGGAGGCGGUGCUGGGAGCAGGGCGUGACGCCGUGGGACCUGGGCCAGCCCACGCCGGUCGUCGUCAAGCUGGUGCAGUCCGGCACCCUCCCCGCCGGCGGCGCCACCGUCCUCGUCCCCGGCUGCGGCGGGGGAUACGACGCGGUGGCCCUGUCCGGCGGCCGCCGCUCCGUGGUGGGCCUCGACGUCUGCGACGCCGUCAUCCAGAAGGCCAGUCAGCGGUCAUCGUCGUCGCCCGACGUGGCCUUCAUCACCGCCGACUUCUUCACCUGGGCGCCGCCGGAUGAUCGGCACUGUAAUGAUCAUGCAUGGAUGCAUUUCAGCCUCAAGACCAAGACUCGGGGCCACCGUACAACACGACAGUGCUCGACUACGAGGAGGUGCUCAAACCCCUGGGUUUCUUCAUCGAAUCCUUCCUAUUAUAAUAGUAUAUCUACGAGAGGUUACAGUGGAGAGGCAUGGCAUGACAUGCAAAAUAGUAUAUCGAUGCACACAACCCUUUCUAUUAUAAUAAUUAUUUAUAAAACCAAUGUAUGGUUAUCAUGUUAG